AUGGCGAGUACUCUGAGGAACAUCCAUGGUAAGAGAUCUAAUUUCCAAUCUGAGUUUACUGGAAAUGGAGGAAGUAAGAGAAGAAAUCUUCAUGAUGAUACAGAUCAUAAUGUUAUUGGGUCAGAAGACACUGUGUAUCGUUACUUGUGCCCUGUGAAGAAGACGGGUAGUAUUAUCGGGAAGGGCGGUGAGAUCGCAAAGCAGAUACGGUCUGAGACCAAAUCAAACAUGAGGAUCAACGAGGCUUUGCCCGGGUGUGAGGAGCGUGUUGUUACCAUAUAUUCUACUAGUGAUGAGUUGAAUCAUUUUGGGGACGACGGAGAGCUUGUUUGCCCUGCUUUGGAUGCUCUUUUCAAGGUUCAUGACAUGGUUGUGGCGGACAUUGAUAAUGAUGAUGAUCAUCUUGGUGAAAAGCAAACAGUUACUGUGAGGAUGCUUGUGCCGUCAGACCAAAUUGGUUGCGUUAUCGGGAAAGGUGGACAAGUAAUUCAGAAUCUGCGUAACGAAACCAGUGCUCAGAUUCGUGUCAUCAAAGAUAAUCUACCCGCCUGUGCUUUGACCUUGAGCCAUGAUGAGCUUCUUCAGAUAAUUGGAGAACCUUUGAUUGUGAGAGAGGCUCUUUAUCAAGUUGCUUCACUGCUUCAUAAUAAUCCAUCACGAUUUCAACAUUCUCUUCUGUCUUCUUCAAGUACAAUGCAUCAACCCGGGGGAAUGUUGAUGUGUGCACCAUUAACGAGCUCGCACAGAAACUACGCUGCACGCAGAGAUUUGGCGGAUGCAAGGGAGUUUUGUGUUUGUUUCCUCUGUCCAGCUGAAAAUGUUGGAGGUGUUAUAGGAAAAGGAGGUGGUUUCAUUAAUCAGAUCAGGCAAGAAACUGGUGCUACGAUUAGAGUCAAUACCUCUGAAACUGAUGAGGAUGAUUGCAUAAUUUUCAUAUCAUCAAAAGAGUUCUACGAAGAUCAGUCUCCAGCGGUGAAUGCAGCCAUACGUUUACAACAGCGAUGCAGUGAGAAAGUUGAUAAAGAUUCGAAUGAUUCAACACUCACCACUCGUUUACUUGUGUCGAGUUCCCAAAUCGGGUGUCUCAUUGGAAAAGGUGGAGCUGUUAUAUCUGAGAUGAGGAGUGUAACACGAGCAAAUAUCCGUAUUCUUCAAAAGGAAGAUGUACCAAAAAUUGCCCGUGAAGAUGAAGAGAUGGUUCAGAUUACAGGAAAUCCUGAUGCCGCUAUGAAAGCUCUUACGCAAGUGAUCUUGCGAUUAAGAGCCAACGCUUUCGACAUGGAUCAUGGACUUGUCUUGCUACCAACAUCUUUCCCGUAUGUUCCCCAAGUCAGCGAAAGCUCAAACAAACCCAAGUACGCAAAACGCGAUGGUUCCAAGGAUCACGACUACAGUAAACUGAAUUCGAAUUCCAAGAGAAGAAGCCAUGUUUCUUAA
This is a messenger RNA of Arabis nemorensis, 1437 nucleotides long. NCBI's taxonomy places the organism in Eukaryota, Viridiplantae, Streptophyta, Magnoliopsida, Brassicales, Brassicaceae. The record is from the annotation of a GenBank genome assembly.